GGAACGAGAAAAGGUGUUCCGUUUUGUGGAAUCAGUUCAGUCAGUGCGAUGCGAACAGUCGCUUAGUGCUGACGACGUUUCGGCCUCAUACACCUCAUCAUACGGGUGAUUGCUGUCGCGCUCUUACUUUAACUGAGACAUGAAUUAUUAUGCUGACGCUUUAGUGUCAAUUGGUUCAUAGUUUGCUGAAGGUGGAUUUUCAGUUUUUGUUUGGUUUGGGAUUAACAUUGUUUUGCUGGAUGAGGAUUGUUUUGUAUGGUUGGGUUGAGGGUGCUUUGGACUCGCUAAUGAUGAUUCUGUUUCAAUGGUUACGCAUCAAUCGCAACAGCGGUCUUGAUGAAAUGAAUUUGCUGUUCCGUCACUCAAAACCUUUUGCACACAAGAUCGUCACACUCAAAGGGAUGCUCUUCCUGCUCGUCCUCGCCGCAUUCCUACCCAGCUCUGCCAUCGCUGUAGGCUGUCCAACUGGAUGUAUAUGUAACGAUGAAACCUAUAUAGUGCAAUGUGAGCACAGCAAAUUGGACGUUAUCCCUAUAACCCUGAACCCGGCCAUCCAGAGGCUGGUGCUCAGAAACAACAAAAUCCGUACUGUAGACGCCGCUUUCCAGUUCUACCGAGAUUUACAGUAUGUGGAUUUAUCCAGUAAUCAUUUGAUCAAUAUACCAACGAAAAGUUUUCAACAUCAAGACAAGUUGCAGGAGUUGCACUUGAAUAAGAAUAAUUUAAGUUCGGUGAAUAAUAAGACUUUCCAGGGGCUGAAGGCUUUGACUGUUUUAAAUUUGCGUGAGAAUUUAUUGCUGGAGCUAUCGCAAGGGACUUUCUCAAUAUUGCCUAAGCUGGAAGAGCUAAAUUUAGGCCAUAAUCAAAUAUCUAAAAUUGACUCUCUAGCAUUCCACGGACUACCCAACUUAAGAGUUUUAUACUUGGACGAUAAUCAGCUUACUUCAGUUCCUACUCCAGCCUUUCCGUCUAUAACAAACUUGGCCGAGCUCCAUGUAGGCCUAAACGGUUUCCAAUAUCUUCAAGAUGAUUCUUUUAAAGGCCUCAACCGACUGAGCGUGCUAGAUUUGAGCAGCGGAGGCAUUUCAAAUAUAAGCGAGCAUGGCUUUAGAGGCUUAACAACUUUAAGAAAUCUAAAUUUGGCUGAUAAUAGGCUUCAACAAAUACCUACAAGCCAAUUGGGUUACUUAACAAGGUUGGAAGAAUUGACUAUUGGGCAAAAUGAAUAUGUAAAUCUUCCAAAAGGUUCAUUUAAGGGUUUGACCAAUUUGAGAAAGCUUGAUAUUACUGGAGCUAAAAACUUAGAGCAUAUUGAAAAAGGAGUUUUUAGUGAUAAUAUGAAUUUGGAAACCAUUAAAUUGGUGAGUAACAGGAAAUUGGAAAAUUUGGAAGAAGGUGCUUUAGUUGGCCUACCUAACUUGAGACACUUGGUGCUAAGGGAAAAUGCCUUUAAGAGCCUACCAGAAUCUGUAGUGUCUUGGAACGAGCUUCGUGCCCUAGAGUUAACCGAUAAUCCUAUAAUUUGUGAUUGCCAACUGUUGUGGCUCCUAAAUCUUGCCAAUCAGAAGAACUUGACUAACGUGCAAUGUGCUAGUCCUCUACAUUUAAGGGAUAGACCCUUAAAGUCACUCACAAGUGAUGAUUUAGGUUGUUCCUUUAACGAUCCUAGCCAACAAGUUAUUAUAGUUACAUUUUGUGUAAGUGCCACCAUUCUGCUUGCAGUUUUAGGUUUGUUUUUGUUCCGAUACAGAAUAAAAGUGCGGGAUGCUUUGAAAGACUAUAAAUUCAAUAAAAGAGCUAUAAGUAGAAAGGAGCAUGAGUAUCAGAAAACUUUCUCUGAAGACGAAUACACUCUACGAACGGGACAGUUGCCUAUUAAACAUAUACCAGUAACGGAAUUGUAGCUAGAGCUGAGCGCGCCGCCCUCUGGGGUAUUUUGUCUUGAGGGCGAAGGGCGGCGUGCUCGAGGCUCUCGAGGACCUGGUGGUACCUUACCUGUAACCGGGUUCACUUAUAUACGUACAGGUGAAACUUGCAGAGCUCAUUCGUUGAGGACUUUAAAUUUGGACUCGGCCAGUUCCAGAAACAACGGGUUUUCGCCCCGGUGCCCAGUGGAUUUGUUUCCCCAUUAAUUAGUUAUUGGACUAAUAUAGAUUGCGCAAUAAAUGAAUGAAUCCAUUCCAAAAAAAUGUGAUUUUUUACGAAAUAUAAAAGACUGUACAGUAGUUGCUAAGGUAUAUUUUUCUUUUGGUCUAAAAAUUAGAUGGCGCGACUGUUUUAUCUCAUAAGAAUUCUGUGAUACUGGUGGUAGCUUUUUAUCCAUUAUUUUUCGCCUCUAUAACUAUUAACUAGACCAGCUGCAAUGAUUUUUGUGUAAAAAUAGGAAAAUAAUUAUAAUGUACCUACUUUGUAGGAACUCGUUGACUAAAUUGGAAUGAAAAAAUUAAGAUUUUAUUUGACAAAUUUAAUUUCUAAUUGUUUUCCUAUUACUCAAAACCUUAAAACAAAGUGUCAUAUCGAAUUCCUUGUGAAAUAAAAACCCUAUUACAUUACACACACCAAUGAUUAAAUUUCCCAUUUUUACACCAGUGUAAGUACCUUUUUUUUAGAAGGAUUUUUAUUUUAUUUUUAAUUUCUCAUAUCUGUCACUCUUUUUUGUAUUAAGACACAAUAUUUGAAAUCAUUAUCUGUUUCCUAAAAAAAAAAAAAUAGCUGGUUUCAAGUAGCCAUGUGUGAAAACUUAUUUUGUGAUUGCAAUUUUCCAAUUUUCCCUCUUUAGUUUACAUAUAAACUAAAAUGUACAAAUUAUAUAUUUAUUGUUUUUAUUUUUCUAAGUUUCUGUCGAUGAAAAAUGCAGUCAUAAAAUAAACACGAACAAAAAAACCAACAAAAAUAUUAUUUGUGUAUAAAAUUGUAUAUUUUCAAAAGAGUUAAUUUGAAAAUAUUUAAAUUUUUUUUUUUUUUGUACAUAAAAGAAAAAAUAUAUAUUACAUAUAUUAUGCAAAAUAUUUCCCUUUUCUAAUAAAUGAUAAUUAUAAUUAUGCCUAAAUUGUAUAUAUUUCACAGGCAAACACAGAAUAAAUUAUCUAUUUUAAUUGUUAUUGAUACCUAGGUACCUACAUUUUUCUGUUUUCAUUAGCUCCUUAUUUUGGAGUGGAUGGGAUAAAUUUAGAAGUAAUUUUGAUUUAAAUUCGUUAUUUUAUCUUUAUAUAUUUUCUCACUUUACAUUUGAAAUUAGCUCAUCACCUUAUGAAAUUUUCAUCGAUCAUUUUAAAAUGUGUGGUAUAACUAAGGUAGGUACAAGAAAAGUGACAAAUGAAUAAAACAAAUAUUAUGUAAAAUAACAUGAAAAAUGUAGGUGACUCCGUGUAUUAUUAUCAUUGAUUUAUUUUGCAACCAAAUUUUCCAAUUUCAUUAAUACUUAAAAAUACCUAUUGGUCAAAAAUAAUCUAUAUUUUGUGUUGUUUUUUAUUAUUUUAUCUGCAGCUAAAAAGAACAUCGGUUUGAUUCUUUUUUUCCUGAGCUAGUCAUAACAAUAUAAAUUAUUUUAAUGAAUGUAUGUGUGUGUACAUUAUUUAAAUAACAUGGUAAAUUUGUAUUAUGUAAAUAUUUCC
Molecule: messenger RNA, 3614 nt
Organism: Ceutorhynchus assimilis (cabbage seed weevil)
Lineage: Eukaryota; Metazoa; Arthropoda; Insecta; Coleoptera; Curculionidae
Source: the annotation of a GenBank genome assembly